Molecule: messenger RNA, 1835 nt
Organism: Gadus morhua (Atlantic cod)
Lineage: Eukaryota; Metazoa; Chordata; Actinopteri; Gadiformes; Gadidae
Gene: laynb
Product: layilin b
Exons: 7
Coding region: 178-1278 (366 amino acids)
Molecular function (GO): hyaluronic acid binding
Source: RefSeq, a predicted model, not a curated record
UUGUAGCCUACGUAGUGGGCGACUGGGCGCCAUACGCCUGCCUACCGCCGAGCCAGCUUUGAUUGGACAAACCCUGGUCCCUUUCGUCCCAACAGCCGUGCAAAAGUCGCUGGAAAUGUAACUUUGUAGCCUACUGGUAAAAGUGUCGCCAGGAGAACAAAGAGUUAACAUGUAGAAAUGGAUUUUAUGAAACUUUUUGGCACGGUUUUCGCCGUUUUCCUCUACCCGGGAUGUGCGUCUAAAAUCAAUGGCCACCGGAUCUGUCGCCGGGGGAGGGAGCGCCCCUGCUACCAGGUCUUCUACGUCCACGACAGCCGGGGGCGGUUGACCUACGAGGAGGCCCGCCUCGCCUGCCGCUCCGACGGCGGCGAGCUGCUCAGCAUCGAGACGGAGAGCGAGCAGCGGCUGGUGGAGCGCUUUAUCCAGCAGCUGAAGGUGGGCGAGGGGGACUACUGGAUCGGCCUGCGCAGGAACCCUCAGCGAAGCAGGCCCGCCGGCGCCAGCCCGCCAGCCUGCCCGUCACAGUACUACUGGCUGGACGGCAGCAGAGCCAAGUUCAGGAACUGGCACUGGGAUGAGCCGUCAUGCGGCGCUGAGAUGUGCACCGUCCUGUACCACCAGCCCUCCGCACCGCCUGACGAGAGGGGCCAUUUCCUCUUCCAGUGGAACGAUGACAACUGCAAUUCCAAGAACAACUAUGUCUGCAAAUAUGCGUUGGCAGAAAGAUUACCUGCAUUUACAGAGAUGGGGAAAACUGUAACCACAGUGACAUCCCCGAAGCCGUCAACAACAGAGAGCGUUGAAAAGCUUGAAAUAGCACUGCCUGAACCUUCAGUGUCACUGUCAGACAACGCUCUGUACAUUUACUACACCCUCUGUGUGGCUGGGCCUGUACUACUGCUGUUAUUGUUGCUGGCGACAGGGUUUCUGUGCUACAGUCGAGUUGCUAAAAGGAGAAAACCGGCCACGGACCCCCAUCACCUUCCCGGUGCGGCGGCGGCGGCAGACCCGUGCGUCACCCAGGGCCCGUACGCCUUCAGCGACGUGACCAAGCUCCACUACGCCAACCCGGACAGCUGCGUCACGUUGGCAGACCUCAAAAAGAUGUACUUUUACGCUUCCUCGCCGGAUGGCGCACAGUGUGACGAUUACGAGAACCUGCCGUGCCCUGAGCGGGAGCAGGGCUUCGUGACCAACGACAUCUACGAGAUUUGCAGACAGCAGGGCCGCCGCUCACGUCCGCCCGCCGGCUGGGUGGAAAACGAGAUCUAUGGAUAGACCCGCUGUCGGCUGGCUCCUGUCUGUGUGGGAGCCAGACGGCCACACAUUUCCAGUGACUCAUGCCCCACUCCGGAAUGUAUGGCUAUCAACUCCCCUCUCCCCCCCCCCCCCCCCCCCCCCCCCCCCCACCCUUCUUCAUCUCUAUAAACUAUACUUGGUUCGAUAUAAAGUGUCCAGUAUACUAAUUGUAUGUUUCCGAGUCCAAGUCGAUUAAUUCCAUGAUCUAAGAUGUAAAUCCCACUGGAUUCAUUGUUUUAAGUCUGUCAUUCGGAUUUCUGAUUGAAGUCUAAUCAUUACAGUGUCUUGAUGGUUAAUAUGCAUUCCAAACCCACCUAGAUAAAGUCAUCAUCCAGUAUUCAUUUGACAGGGGCCCUGCUAUUCCACAGUGACACACAAGCAUUAUUAGUUUAGGACUGUAGGAAUCAGAAGUAAGGAUUGUUUUGUUUGUUUAGGUUUUUGUAUCAAGUUCUGAUGAGGCAGUGUUAGUUAAACAUCACAACAAAAGUAAGUGUAUACAAUAAAAGAGACACAGCAAUUGUGUCUUCUUAUAUACA